This is a messenger RNA of Aspergillus wentii DTO 134E9, 2217 nucleotides long. RefSeq names its product U2 snRNP complex subunit CUS1. The record is from RefSeq and is a predicted model, not a curated record. Lineage: Eukaryota; Fungi; Ascomycota; Eurotiomycetes; Eurotiales; Aspergillaceae. Gene Ontology annotation, cellular component: U2 snRNP; U2-type spliceosomal complex; nucleus. The transcript has 2 exons. Gene Ontology annotation, biological process: mRNA splicing, via spliceosome. The coding region runs from base 310 to 1962 and encodes 550 amino acids.
AUUUUCCAUGUAGAUUGGUGAGUAUGUACCUUCCAGAGGGCGGAUAUAAAGUCACAUGACCUAGAGUAUGAUAAUGUAACAUACAGGUACAAACCUGGAAGUACGCUAGAAGAAACAGCGCGGGUGCAACAUGAUUAAACCAUUAACUACUUUGUACUGCGAUAUCCUAAGCCAGGAAUUCUGCUACUGAUUACCAUACCCAGAAGACUCAGUGUAAGACACUACUAUCAUCUCCUGGAAUUAUCGUGAAUUCCCUUAUUACAUUUAUCUGAGGAAGCCUUCAUCCCUUUACGAAGUACAAGCAAUAUAAUGAAACCAGGCAAAAAUCAGCUAAGGAGGGCAAGGAAAAAGGCUCAGAAAAGUGCUACAGAGCCCAGUCAUGACACACCUAAUGCAAAGUCUGAACACGAUGAAGCGCAUGUUUCUCCCAAUUCAAGCAUUGAGCCACAGUCAAUUCCGCCCCCAGACCCCAGUGAUCCUCUAUGGCAGAUGUACCAAGAAAUUGCCAGCAAAUUUGAUGAAGCCGAAGAUGGACCGACGUUGAAAGAGCCUGAAAAACCAGAAGUAUAUUUUGACGACGACGAUGAAAUACCAGAUGAAGAAGGCGAACCAAAACUAUCAAAGAGAAAGCGCAAAGAGCUGAACAAGCUUUCUGUUGCUGAGCUCAAAGCUAUGGUCCGAAAGCCAGAGAUAGUUGAGUGGACGGACACAUCAGCCCCUGAUCCGCGGCUCUUGGUUCACAUCAAAGCUCAUCGAAAUGUUGUCCCUGUUCCUCCUCACUGGUCCUUGAAGCGAGAAUACUUGUCGUCGAAAAGGGGAGUUGAAAAGGCACCAUUUUCUCUGCCCAAAUUCAUCCAAGAGACUGGAAUUUCAGAAAUGCGUGAUGCUGCUCUAGAGAAGCAAGAGCAAGCGACGCUGAAGCAGAAACAAAGAGAGAGAGUUCAGCCUAAAAUGGGAAGGUUGGACAUCGAUUAUCAAAAGCUAUAUGAGGCGUUUUUCCGCUUUCAAACAAAACCUGAACUCACUCGCUAUGGUGAGGUCUACUACGAAGGAAAAGAAUAUGAAACCAACCUCAGACAUUUGCGUCCGGGCGAGCUAAGCCACGAACUCAAAGAAGCACUCAAUAUGCCACCUGGUGCGCCGCCCCCAUGGCUAAUAAAUCAACAGCGGUAUGGACCCCCUCCGUCCUACCCAGCUUUGAAAAUUCCGGGUCUGAAUGCACCCCCGCCUCCUGGAGCCAUGUGGGGGUAUCAUCCUGGCGGAUAUGGGAAACCUCCUGUGGAUGAGCACAAUAGACCUCUCUACGGUGGUGAUAUUUUUGGUAUAUUGCAACCGCAGCAAAAUGUCCAGCAAGGCGAGCCUGUUGAAAGAGACCUUUGGGGCGAAUUGCAGGCACCGGAAGAUUCCGACGAAGAUAGCGAGGAAGAUGAUGAAGAUGAGGAAGAGAUAGAUGAACAGGAUGAGGAGGCGGGAACUCAGACGCCCAGUGGCCUGGAAACACCAAGUGGCAUAGCAUCCGCUGCUCCAUCUGAACUCACGGGAGAGGGAGUUACAGGGGAAUUCGACGUGAGGAAACCUCAUCGUGGGACUCAAUCUGAGGAGCCUACACACCCCAGAAAUGCUUUCCAGGUCAUUCCUGAGCGACAGACCCAAGUCCAGGGAUUCUUUGGGGGUGACAGAGCAUAUGACUUGAACACAUCCUCACAUAAUCUCCCUCUGCUAGGGGCUGAGGAACAAAACCGGAAACGCAAAAAGCCUGGCGAUGUUGAUGUGUCCGUGGACCCAGAUUCACUGCAAGCCAGUGAUGGGAUUAGCAAAGAAGGCUUACAGGAUCUGUACGAAUCCCAAAGGAAGCAAGAAACCAACCCGAAUUGGGAGUUCCAGGAGGAUCUUAGUGAUAUGAUUGCACAUGAAAGCCGAAAAAGAUUUAGGAAGGAAGAGGAAAGAAGAAAUAAACAUUGAAUGUUAUUCACUAUCAAAAUGAAGUUUCUGGCUUGGGUUGUUGAUAUGUCGGGUAACAGCCAGAUAGGUAAUAGCUAGAUAGAUCAUUUAGUUUAAAUUUUGUAUAAGAUCUCGCUUUUCGCUUGGAUAUUUUAUUUAUGAGGGCUGAAAUGUGCUGGAGUAUAGCAUGAUAAAACCCUUUCUCUCAUUAGAUAUGUUGUGCUGUUGUUCAUAUAAAGGUGUAUCAUUCACAUGCAACUUCUGGCUGGUCACGUG